Molecule: messenger RNA, 5567 nt
Organism: Heterocephalus glaber (naked mole-rat)
Lineage: Eukaryota; Metazoa; Chordata; Mammalia; Rodentia; Bathyergidae
Gene: Lpgat1
Product: lysophosphatidylglycerol acyltransferase 1
Biological process (GO): phosphatidylinositol acyl-chain remodeling
Cellular component (GO): endomembrane system; endoplasmic reticulum
Molecular function (GO): acyltransferase activity
Source: RefSeq, a predicted model, not a curated record
CCAGCGCCUCCGCCCGGCCCCGCCGCGCUGUUUCCGCCGGCCCCGCUGCCGGCCAUGCAUUCUUCCGGCGCCGCCGGCCCCUGCGGCCCCCGGCGGGUGGCCCCCAGCCCGAGACUGACGGCUCGGACUCUAGUGUGAGAAUGGCUGUGACUUUGGAAGGAGCGCCGAGGCUGGGCUGGAUCCUGGUGAAAGCCCUGUUGAGAUUCGCCUUCAUGGUCGCCAAUAACCUGGUCGCUAUUCCGUCCUACAUCUGCUAUGUAAUUCUGCUGCAGCCGCUUCGCGUGCUGGACAGUAAGCGGUUCUGGUGUAUUGAAGGAAUCAUGUACAAAUGGCUUUUGGGAAUGGUGGCUUCCUGGGGAUGGCACGCUGGAUACACUGUGAUGGAAUGGGGGGAAGAUGUUAAAGCAAUCUGGAGAGAUGAAGCCGUGGUGUUGGUGAACCAUCAGUCCACAGGAGACGUGUGCACGCUGAUGAUGUGCCUGCAGGACAAAGGACUGGUUGUCGCUCAAAUGAUGUGGUUGAUGGAUCAUAUUUUUAAGUAUACAAACUUUGGAAUUGUUUCUUUAAUUCAUGGAGACUUCUUUAUAAGGCAGGGAAAAUCUCAUCGUGACCAACAGCUGCUGCUUCUGAAGAAGCACCUGGAAAAUAAUUACAGAAGCAGAAAUCGAAAAUGGAUUGUUUUGUUUCCAGAAGGGGGCUUCCUCAGGAAGAGGAGAGAAACAAGUCAGACAUUUGCCAAGAAAAAUAACUUGCCAUUUCUUACACAUGUUACCUUGCCAAGGGUCGGGGCAACACAGAUUAUUUUGAAUGCACUUGUAGCACGACAGGAAAAUGGGAGCCCAGCAGGAGGAGAUGCUAAAGAACUAGAGAGCAAAUCAAAAGGCCUCCAGUGGAUAAUAGAUGCAACCAUAGCUUAUCCCAAAGGUGAGCUGUUAGAUAUUCAAACCUGGAUCCUUGGAUACAGGAAACCAACAGUCACGCAUGUACAUUACAGGAUUUUUCCAAUUAAGGAUGUGCCCCUGGAGACUGAUGAUCUUACCAACUGGCUCUAUCAACGAUUUAUUGAAAAAGAAGACCUCUUAGCCCAUUUUUAUGAAACAGGAGCCUUUCCACCUCCCAAGGGCCAUAAGGAAGCUGUUUCCCGGGAGAUGACCCUCAGCAACGUGUGGAUAUUCCUCAUCCAGUGUUGGGCAUUUUUGUCAGGCUAUCUGUGGUACAGCAUCAUUCAGUAUUUUUACCAUUGCCUGUUUUAGAUAUUGACUUGGACUUAAGGUCACCAUAGGAGUUCACACUUUCGUAAGUGUACAUUAUUUACACGUGCAAAUCAGAAUAUAUAAAACAAAGGAAAUUCAAUGGAUGGAUGAAUAUGUAUCCCCCUUUGGGAUAUUUUAAAACUCUACUAAAAUGAGGAUCAGUAAUAGAAUGACCUGCUAAUAUAUUUUAAGAACUUUUCUUGUUUUAAAGCGAUAUGCUGUACCACAUAUUUAAGCAAACAUCACAUCUGGAGAAGUGGAAAUCAUAAAACCAUCCUCGAAGAUGGAAAGAAACUCUGUUGCCACCAGAUACCCUUGGUCAUUGGGCUCCAGCUCAGGGGUUGUGUCUGCCCCUCCCGGGUCACAUUCUCUAGAGCUGGGCUCGCAGGGCCUGGCCCACACCCACCUGUGGCCAUCGCUGUCACAGUGCGCAGAGCUGGGCCACCUGCAGAAGAGCAGCUUCCCUGCCGUUGGCAGAGACAAAGUCCCGGCCCAGCCCCUUCCCUGGCGGGCAGCAGUGUCCACCACGCACCUCCUGGCACGGGCUGUGCUCCGGAACCAGUGCAGCCCAGUGCCAUGUUUACAUGUGCUCGUGCUUUCCCUUUGUUUUCUCCUGGGUAGAAGGCAUAUCGUAGAUGGAUCAUUGUAUUUUACAGAAUGCACUUUUAUCAGAUGCAGAUGUAGCCGAGGAUAGUAAUGAACCCUGAAAACACAAGUGAGCCUCAGCAGCGAGCUGGCUCCUGGAGGCUCCCCUGCCACUGCCCACUCGCCCACAGGCCUGUCCAUUGCCGCCCUGACCCGCACCCUUCCUGCUACAACACCAGUCGUAGUGAGAGCCCUCCCCAUUUUGAUGUAGCACCAGAUGCAUUUGGGGAUGGUUGACACAAAUUAAUGCAAAACAUUUACUGGUCAGCUUAUGGAGAAAAGAUUAGUUUAUUAGGAAACUGAGCUAGCACCAAGCAUUGGCCUGGAGCUGUGACGAGUUCUCAAGCCACAGCCACUGGCCCUGGCCAAUCCCAUGUGUCAGUCACUGCAUCUGUGCCCGCCCCUCCACGCAGGCACAGCCUGGAGAGAGCAGUGCAGGGGCUUCUGGCCUCUGCCAGCUGCUGUUGAAGAGGAUAAAGUCAAGUUUCAGUUCUUUCCAGGAAACUUUUACUUUAUUUGUCACUAUAUUCAUCUGCUUUACCUCACUGGAGAACCAAACUCCUAGAAAGUGCUGGCACUGCAGUAGAGUGGAGAUCGAAGAUGUCUUUUGGCUGAGGACUGUGAAGCUGUCGAGAUCUGUCUGUUGGUGGUAGUUUUCUGUGAUAAGAGCACUGUAGACUCCCCUUGUCACUAAUUUCACAGAUAAUAAUCCUGAGAAGUAGGCUGUAAAACAAAAAUAAAGGCUAAUGCUUUCUGUUUUCAGGUAAACCAAAAAAACUGAAAGGAUGUGAAUUUUGCCCAGUUACAUGGGAAAGGUGGAGCAACACCAAAUAAAACCCCACAGCAGCUUCGUCUUUAGGGUAACUUGGAGCAUACAUAGAAGAGCAGGAUGUGUUAACUGAAAUACCUCAUGGAAUAUUUACUGCUGCUAAACUGCAGGCGACAGUGUUAAGAUGAAUGGCCUGGUAACAGUUGUUAUAGAAGGCAGUGUUUUCAAAACUCAAGUAAUGCAUUGUGUUCUGCAGUGACAGUAGGUGAAGCCAGUCUCACCAAAUGGCAGAAAGCCAAAGAGAAGCUGUCCGACACUUCUGUUUGAGGCCCAGCAAAUACCAGUCAGUUUCAGGAUGAACUGGAAUUGUUCAUUGGAGGCAUCAGUUGGCCCUCAGCGGAGAAUUUGCUCCCUGACAUGCAAGCGUGCACGGUCCUAGCUACCAGACCUGUCCUCAGUGCAAAGCCAGCCACAGGCAGAGUGGCCAGUCUUGUCCCCAAGCUGCAUCCAUGCACAGGUACAGGUGGCCUGGGCUACUUUGUCAUUGCUGUGCUCCAAAGAACCAUGACUUUGUUAUACACUGUAUGCAUUAAACUCUCCUGUAAGACGCUUUGCUCUUCCAGUGCAGUGUCAUUUCCGUAGUGACAAACACCUACACCUGUGUGAGCCGAUUUUUGAACAUAGAUCUGUGAGUUGUGAACAGGUGUGUAUUGGAUCCGCCCUAACCCUCUUCCAUUCUUUCUGAACAUGUCCUGUCUCUCCCGUUCUCAAAACAUUAUUUGAGAACAUUGGUUGUGCUUUCCUGAUUCACUGGAGUUCAUCCUCUUGCACUGGGAAUGUGGAGAGAAUCGGUGAUCUUUUAUGGCCUUCAGGGAAGCAGCACGAUGGCACUGUGCAGAGCUGAGUAAGAUUCCUACCUGCACUUUCUUUAUAAAGGGGGUGUUACAUCUUGUCAGGGCGAAAGAAGAGAAAACAGUUCCCAGUUCACGGAGGUGGCCGGCUAGGGUCUCAGGCUUCUGGGCCCAGCGGGCAGCCUGGGUCGCGCACCUGCUGUUGGCAUCCUGGUGUCAAUGAGUGACUGUGUCUGAGCACUUGCCUGGCCCCAGCAGGCCCGGUGACUCGCCCUUAGCUUCAGAAAGAGUUGCUGGUGUUGAGAUACACAUGUCACAGGGAUACCGACAAGCAAUGGAGGAAAAACCACAGUGGAAAAUGAGGCUUGGAGGACAAACGAGUCAGUUGAGAAUUUAAAUAGAUUUUUAAAGGUAGCUGUGAGUUCAUAUUUGUCAUAUUAUUAAGUAGUUAUUAAUAUUACAAUCAGUCCUUAUUUUUCCAGUUUCUUAAUUAUGGCAUAAUUAUCUACUUGGCAAAUGGAGGCUAAAUCAUAGGGAAGCCAAAAAUUCAGUAGUAUGUAGGAGUUUGAAUUUCUUCUCUCAUCAGACUUCUUUUCCUUCUAGGAUGCUUACUAAUUUUAAAAACUGAUAUGACUUGUUCAUUAAUUUCCUUUGCCUGUGUAUUUAUGAUUGUGUUAUUGAGUAGAAAAAGGGCAUGGAAACACAGCCGAGCAGUCCAUGGCUGGAAAAGGCAUCCCUGGAUCAUCAGGAAUUGACACCUUAGGUCCCCCACUGUCGCCUAAAAGGUCACUCUGGUGUCCUCUGUCUGGACAGGUGUGGAGAAGCCACUCGGUCUUCGCUCACAAUGCUCACCUCUUGCAGAUUUGUCUGGGUGAUGUUCUUGACAAUCACUUCGCUAAAGACUCUUCUGAGCUAGUUGGUCCUGGCUAUAAUCAUAGUAGUCUUUAAUAAUGGGUAGUCUUCUUGUAUUCUUUUAUAUUUAAAAGGAAAAUGUUUUAUUUGCACUACUGAAUAGGGAGAGUUAACUGUUUUCUUUGUUCUUGUUUUGAGGUCACUACCCAGGACUCACCCCAGAGUUACCAUUGCAUGUAGGUUCAGCUCUGGUCCACAGGGGCUGGAUAGAAAUGGUAGACCAUAUGUGUGCAUCUGGACCGCAGUGCUGUGGGCCUUCCCCCUGUCAACAUGCAGGCCAGAGUCCAGGGGAGCACUGGGCAGCAGGCGAAUGGUUCAUUUUAUGGGAAGUAGAGACUAAUAUGUUUGGGACCAAAACCACCUAAGUUGGAAAUUUCUCGAUCACAGAAGGGCCGAGCAUACUCUGCAGCAGUCGUUGGUUGGUGCUUUAUUGGAAUCAUUUUGUACCAGUCCCCAGCAGUUAGAAGCUGGACCUGCAAUAGGCUGAGGGUGCCGACCUGUUGGGGAAGGGCGACUGUAGCCAUAUGGAAGAGAAAAUGUGGGGUUUUCUGCAAAAUUUCCAUCUGAGGAUUUUUACAUUGAAUAUUUUUUAAAUGCUUUAAAGAGCAAAAAAUUUUUCAGUGUAUUCUAGUUGCAGAAUAUGCACAUGUUUUGAAUUGCUUUAUUUUAUGUGUAAAACUGUUGACACAUGACUAUGGUGCACAAAUUCUUUCCAUGUAAAGAGUCUAUGCAUUUUACAAGAACUUGUUUUACGAUUAGGUAAUGACACAGUUAGACAUUCAAUUGCCAUUAUUUUUAUUAAGUGCUUUCAUUUUCUUUACAGUUAUUACAAGGUUGUAUUUAUUUUAUACAGAUGGAUGUUCAUGUUCCUGAUGCUGUAAUGUUUACUUCUGCUUGCUGACCUUUCUGUGUAUCUGCAUGUUGUAAUGUGUGGUAGGGGCGCGUGUAAAGGCUGUGGAACUGUAACUGAUGUUGUAAAGGGCUGGUUACAUGUGGUCUGGUUUGUGGAUGCAUUUGGGAUGGUUUUAGGAAACCAAGAUCACCUUUUCAGAUAUUUAGAUGUGAACCAAAAGCAAAAAAUAGAUAGCUGGUUCUAUUUUUUUUUAACCUUGAGAAAAUAAAGUUGAUUUUUUUCAA